AAGAUCGCGAAGUUUCCGAAAGCGCGGGCAACAUCCGGGCACCUGGGGCCCUCGAGCUGAGGCGCGCCGAGUGACUGACUUUUUUAGGGAUCGCAGCCAUGUUGAAGUGCGGGAUGAGCGGCAGUCAGGUGAAAGUAUUUGGGAAAGCGAUCCAAGCACUCUCACGAAUUAGUGAUGAGCUGUGGCUAGACCCUUCUGAAAAAGGUCUUGCUUUAAGAUCUGUGAAUUCUUGUCGGUCAGCAUAUGGAUGUGUCCUCUUCUCGCCUGUGUUUUUUCAACAUUAUCAAUGGUCAACCUCGGUGAAAACGAAUGAUAGUGACACAAUAUCGAAUUUAAAUUGCAAAUUGGGAAUGAAGUCAAUUCUGCCUAUCUUUAGAUGUCUGAAUUCCCUCGAAAGAAAUGUAGAGAAAUGCAAAAUAUUUACCAGAUCUGAUAAGUGCAAAGUAGUUAUUCAAUUCUUCUGCAGACAUGGUAUUAAAAGGAUUCAUAAUGUGUGUUUUCAAGAAAGUCAGCCUUUGCAAGUUAUUUUUGAAAAGAAUAUGUGUUCUAACACACUAGUGAUUCAGCCAAGAGUGCUUGCUGAGGCAAUUGUUCUUUUUACAUCGAGUCAAGAGGAAGUUACUCUUGCUGUUACUCCACUGAACGUUUGCAUUAAGAGUUCUAAUGAGGAAUCAAUGGAUUUGACCAAUUCUGUAUACAGUGAGAUGUUUGUUGGGCCAGAUGAGUUUGACUUCUUCCAAAUUGGAGUUGACACUGAAAUAACAUUUUGCUUCAAAGAACUGAAGGGAAUGCUGACAUUUUCAGAAGCUACACAUGCUCCUAUAGCCAUUCAUUUUGAUUUUCCUGGGAAACCCAUGGCUUUAAGUAUUGACGAUAUGUUAUUGGAAGCCAACUUUAUUUUGGCUACAUUAGCUGAUGAGCCAAGUAGAGAGUCUUCUCCACAAUCACUGUAUCUUUCACAAAAACGAAAAAGGUCAGAGCUGAUAGAUUCAAAUUCAGAGGCUGGUAAAAAUGUAACCAGCAAGGAUGCAGAGUAUAUCUCGAGAAAAGCAGUACCCAAAAGGCUUUAUUCUGAGACUUGCACGAACAUCUCUUCAUUGGAAAACUGUGGCAUCCCUUUAACGGAAAGAGCAAACGGAGACAUUAGUGAAGUACCAGAAAGCAGUGUCAGUGACACGGAGGAAGUGCCAGGAUCUUCAUACCUCAGGAAGUGUGAUGCAGAAAAGAAGAGAUGCCAAAAAAUUAUUUCUGUAUUAUCUGAUACAGAACAGCAGCCUCUGCUGCCAAGAAAGCCUGGGUUUGGAGGGGAAUGAGGUGGAAGAUGAAUGUCUCUGUUCUUUGCCUCUUUAAGCAUUAGCUUCUUACCUGCACAGAAUAAAACAUCUGGCACAGAAAUACUGUUAUAUAACAUCUUAGGAUGUGUGCCUCUCCCUCUCCCAAACCUGUUUAGAGUCAAUUAUAACCUGACAAACUAGACUUUUGUAACACCUUAAUUGUUAAGCCUGUGAAACCAUCAAAUCACAAGGAAAUGUUAACUGGCAAGCAAUUGUGCUUUAGAUUUUGUAAGGAAUUAAUAAGACAAAGGUGGCUGAGUGGAUUAGUAAACUUUAGAACUGUGAACAAAGUUCAAACUAAAACCAGAAUGAGUUUGGCUCUUGUAGCUUGGUAAUGAGUCAUAGCUACCCACAAUAACCUAAUAAAAGCUCAAGUUCAUCCCAAAACGUUCCUCAGUGAAUGAAACUGGGCUUUCAUCAAGCUUUUUUUGGAAACUGGCAAUGCCCACAUAAUUUCACAUUGUAGGCUAAAGAUUUAUGUAUUUUUUGCUUACACUGAUGACUAACACUGAAUUUCACAUAUUCCUAAUAAAUGCAGAUGACUACACGGAGAACAUCUAUACCCGAGAGUAACUGUAGGUCUCCUUGCUGAGGAUGAAGUUUCUGGUUCGCUCACUGAAAUGGGCCAGGGCAGUUUAGGCUGUGAAGGCAUCAUCAUCAUCAUCAGUA
Balaenoptera musculus (blue whale) is the source of this 2003-nucleotide messenger RNA. It is a transcript of the gene RAD9B, whose product is annotated as RAD9 checkpoint clamp component B. Gene Ontology annotation, cellular component: checkpoint clamp complex. NCBI's taxonomy places the organism in Eukaryota, Metazoa, Chordata, Mammalia, Artiodactyla, Balaenopteridae. The transcript has 11 exons. Gene Ontology annotation, biological process: DNA replication checkpoint signaling; mitotic intra-S DNA damage checkpoint signaling; DNA repair. The coding region runs from base 99 to 1313 and encodes 404 amino acids. The record is from RefSeq and is a predicted model, not a curated record.